CUUCCUCUGGCACUGCUUCCGUGGAGCUCGAUGCGGAAGUCAAGCUCUGGAUUCCUGACAAACCCUUUUUCUUGGACGAACCAGACCAGACCUGAGACAAGUUUUCUAAGGAUUUCUUGUGAAAACUUAAGUGUUUGACUUGCCAGGUCAAAAAGCAUAACCAUGUGGCCAAAUCAAGGUCCUCCCCCUCCAGUGGGCCCAUCGAACCCUGCCUACCCUCCUGGCUACAACCCUGCGUUUCCUUCUGCACCUGCACCAGGAGGCUUCCCCCAACCAGGCCAGUACCCAGCUGGGAUGAACCCAGCCAUGCCACCAAAUGUACCACCAGGGGCGAUGCCUUACGGAGCUCCAGGUCAACAUCCUUAUCCAAUGGCUCCAGGUGGAUAUCCAGGGGUUCCUCCUGCAGGUGUUCACCCAGGUCCAUACCCGCACUCUCCAAAAGGGGGUCACAAAGGUCAUCACAAAGACAAAAAAAAAGGUCACCACGGCGGGAUGAAUCCCAUGUUAGCUGGAGGAAUGGCAGGAAUGGGAAUGGGAGUGGUCGGACAUAAAGCCCACAAAAAGAUGAAGAAAGCAAAGAAGGGGCACAAACAUGGGGGGCACAAACAUGGCAAGUCCUCCUCCAGCAGCAGCAGCAGCAGCAGCAGCAGUGACUCCGACUGAGCCCAUCAGUUCAAGACCAGGCUUUCACAGAAAUGCUGCUUUGCGAAAGGGCACACCUACUAUUAACAAUCAACACAGAAAAAACCUGCUCAUCAAUUUGAACAGGACUUCUGUGAAAGUGCAGUGUUUUUGCAUAUCCUGCAUUUUAUCUAUAUACACUAUAAAUGCAUGCGUAAGCUGUCGUUGUGAACAUCUGCACAGCGUUUUGGCUGUAUUAACAUUCCACCAUGUAUUUUUUUUUUCUUUUAGUUUAUGGCAUUGAUGUCAUUAUUUGAAGAGGGACUGCAGCAAUGUGCAGACAACUAUCUUAUUGCACAGCUUUGUUUUGAUUGAGAAUAUCUAACAUUACAAUUCAGUAAAGGAAAUUAUGUAAAUUAUGUAUUUUGUCUUAGGAAGAUUAACCCAAAGGUGGAGAACUAUGCAGGUAUAAGGUGUCUUUAUGGAGACACUACUGCAAAUGACUGCAGAAAAAACAAUCUGCAUUGCUUCAUGUCCGCAGUAAUUGUAAUUAUUUGUAAAGGGUUUUAACUUAAUUCUGCCUCAAUAAAUUAAUGAAAAAUGAAGA
Messenger RNA from Acanthopagrus latus (yellowfin seabream), 1228 nucleotides. Its product is annotated as proline-rich protein 13-like. NCBI's taxonomy places the organism in Eukaryota, Metazoa, Chordata, Actinopteri, Spariformes, Sparidae. The transcript is spliced from 4 exons. Bases 163 to 663 code for a protein of 166 amino acids. The record is from RefSeq and is a predicted model, not a curated record.